Trichoplax adhaerens is the source of this 741-nucleotide messenger RNA. RefSeq lists its product as uncharacterized. Gene Ontology annotation, cellular component: microtubule cytoskeleton; cytoplasm. Gene Ontology annotation, molecular function: GTPase activity; GTP binding. The record is from RefSeq and is a predicted model, not a curated record. The transcript is spliced from 3 exons. The coding region runs from base 1 to 741 and encodes 246 amino acids. NCBI's taxonomy places the organism in Eukaryota, Metazoa, Placozoa, Uniplacotomia, Trichoplacea, Trichoplacidae. Gene Ontology annotation, biological process: cilium assembly.
AUGGGUGCGUCCGAUGGACGAUCGCCUGGUCGCCAUAACGACAACCAACCGUCCUCCGUUAAGAAAGAGAGUAAAGGGGAAAAAAUGGCUUUAUGUGCCGUUGGUGGCGCUACUUUAGCUUAUGUACUUUAUAAAUGGUAUCAGCGGCCAACAACAAGUCAUGAAGAAGAAUUGAAAGAAACUGAGGAAAUUGAGGAAGCUACCGCGGAGUUUGAUGAAUACCGCAAAGGGAAUUCCAACAAAGUUUUAGCGCUAGGUUUACCGGCUAGUGGUAAGAGUAGCAUGGUUGCUAGAUUCAUUUAUGAUGAAGCAAAAACCGAAUAUGAACCAACCAAUGGUUUCAACAUUAAAAAUAUGUCCAUGGAUGGUAAAACUGUCGAAAUUUGGGAAAUCGGUGGGAGUAUGUCAAAAUACUGGUAUACAUAUUUACCUGGCACUGGUGUUCUGGUAUUUGUAAUUGAUGCUUCAGAUUCAUCAAACUUUCCAGCUGUUCGCCUAGAAUUACAAAAAUUAUUUGACAACGAUGGCUUAAAAUUAGAAAAAACGAAAUUUGUUCUGUUACUAAAUAAACAAGAUCUAACGGGAGGCAGCUUGGACAAGGACACUAUCAAUAGUAUCUUGCCUAAUGAAUCUUGCAUGAAAGAUCAUGUUGUCAAGAUAGUACAAACAUCACUAUUGCAAGCCACUGUGGAUGAAUUCAACACCAUUAAGAAUACAGUAUUAGAAUUACUAUACCAGUGA